Messenger RNA from Morchella sextelata, 1926 nucleotides. RefSeq lists its product as uncharacterized. The transcript has 5 exons. The coding region runs from base 1 to 1926 and encodes 641 amino acids. Lineage: Eukaryota; Fungi; Ascomycota; Pezizomycetes; Pezizales; Morchellaceae. The record is from RefSeq and is a predicted model, not a curated record.
AUGGCCAACCCCACGUUCUUCAACCAACCUCCCAGCACCUGGAACAUCAUCGACUACCUCAACCAGCACGACCCAACAUCACCAUCCUACAACCAGCAGCAUACCCUCGACAAAUGGAUCAAAGCACUAGUCGCCAUCUCGAGCGAUGCGAAAUCCACCCCUGAACAACGCGACAAAGCCCAGCUCCUCAAGGACAAGUAUCGACAGGUGGUAGGUGUCAUAACCUGCUUUCUUCCCCUCCUUAUCCAGAUCUGUAUGCACAGGCAGUGCAGGGACACAGAUGAACUGCUCGCUCGUCUGCUGUUCAAGGCGCGGAUGAACUGCUCGCUCAUCCGCUAUAAACUCUUGCGAGCCAGCGCUGUCUUCCCCCGUGCUACCAGGAACCUGCUCGGUUCUUGGAGUCAGCGACCUGCUCGGUCGCUGGCUGCUCGCGCGGGGGCACCACCGGACCCAGACGACCUGCUCGGUCGCUCUGGCCGGGACUCCGACCGCAUCCGCGCCCGAGAAUGGCUUGCCGGUUUGCAGCCGAGCAAGAAGAAGAAGCAGAAUGCAGGCUCUUCUGUUAACAUUUAUAAGGCGCCCGUAAUGAACAUAGCCCAGGGGACUUUCGAGAAUUCCGUGGUCGGCUCGACCAUCAAUCAGUCCGGGAAGAGGAAAGCAUCUGAUGAUUUAGAUGCAAGCGACUGUCUGGGUGAUGAUGAAAGCCUCGAUGAGGAUAUUGUCCGUGCCGACCAGGACGAGCAGGGAGAAGGCACCCCCGCUGCUGCUGCUGCCCAGCCUCUUCAAGCAAACGAUGACCCCCCUUACAAGGAGUUUGUUGCCGCCUACAAGGCAAUGACUGACGAGAGCAAGUUUGUAUUCUCGGAGACAGGCCGCGUUUUAGAAGACGUGAUGUUUGAAAAUGCCAGUGUUCUCACUGAAAAGCACACAGCGCACUUGUGGGUAGUUGACUUGGACCACCCCGUCGUCACGUCUUGGUUCCAGCCAAAAGAGUUAGAAGAGCUGCGAAACCAGAUGCUGCCCAUGCCAGAGCUUGAUGAACCUUUCCUGGCGUCCAUGGCGAGGUUUUCCCAUGCGGACACAACAGAAGAGUUCCGACGCAUCGUUGAAGAAGUCCCAUACCGCCCCAAAGGCGAGCCUUACGACCGCUCAAUGCACUUUGACGCCGCAUGGGUCAACAUCGUCAUCCUGUCCAUGCUCUCCAUCCUCGAGUCCCCAAACAACCUCCUCCACUACCCCAACCUCCGCGAAGGCUGGUACGACUGCAACCCCUGGUCAUUCCUCAUCGACCAAUGCCUCCUCGGCCUCAACGGCGUCCUCGUCCAACGGCAACUCCCCCCCCCCUUUUCCCUCCCCCUCCUCCUCCACCCACUAACACCCAACAGCAAAGAGAUCCUCUGCCUCGCCCUCAAGCUCGCCAGCCCCCUGCCCACCCGCCGCUUCGACGCCAUCAUCCACACCCUCGCCGAGUCCCCCGUGCUCGAGUACGGCGCCAUCGAGGUCGCAAAGUCCUUCGAGUCCGUCCACGCCCGUAAGUGGAGUAGCGAUAGUAGUAAGCUUGCCCUGGCGCUCCAUGCGAUGUUGGCGCGUCUGCGCGGCGCGGUGGAGAACGAUGCGGAGGCGGUAAGGAGGCUGCAGGUGGUGGGAUUGAUGAAUGCGGGCUUGAGGAUGCAGGUCGUGAGGAUGGGGGUUGUGGGGAAGGGGGGGAAUGUGGCCGUGCUGCAGAGGGGGAGGGUUAAAGCUUUGCCGACGGAGGUGGGCGCCCUUAGGGGCGUGUUUGCCGUUAUGAUUAGUGUGGUUAUGUUUAAGCGCAUGAUACAGGAUUGUGUGGAGGUUGUGAAGGGCUAUAAUGGCCUUUCGGGGGCGGGCGCGGGGAAGACGAGGGAGGAGUUCUUGGAGGAGUUGGGCAGGCAGAAUGAGCUUUAG